AUGUUUUACUAUCCCAACGUUCUGCAACGUCAUACCGGAUGCUUUGCUACAAUUUGGUUGGCAGCCACCGGAGCCUCAAAACUCCUAAAACGAGAAUACCUAAAAGUCAACGUUCCCCAAACAUGUGAGGAGAUCUUGGCUUACAUCCUGGUUCGUGUCCCACCACCAGUUCCUGGAUCACCCCGCCCAAGAUUCUCUCUCUACCUCUCUGCUCAGCUACAAUACGGCGUGAUCUUGGUUUACAGUCGCCAAUGUCAAUAUCUCGUCGAGGAAAUCCAACACGCCUUGGAGCGCCUGACCCGAGCCCAGCAACAGAUAAGGAUCGAUCUAACCGAUCUUGAACAACCGGGUCUCCUGCUUCCGGAUCAACUGGCUCUUAUGGAAGCGUUGGAAGAAGCACCUGAUCCCUUUUUCGGCAUGAUGGAACCUCUGCUGCCCAGCCCUUUUUCGAUCCCAUAUGUUCGAGACCUCUUGGAGACCCCAACUCCUGAAAGAAGCCCUCUGGAACUGUCUCCUCCUUCCCUCCGUCCUCGAAGGACAGGAAAACCGAGGCUCACGGUCUCUCCUGAAGCCAUCACGCUUAAAGAAUCCGAGCCCAUCACACUGCUGAAAAUUGAAGACGAGCACGAUCUCCCUGAAAUCACAGCCGGAGAGAUCGACUUGUUGGUGGAGCAGGAAGGAUUCCUGGUGCCCGGGACAGAGAAGGAACCAUUGUCCCCUCAAGCCAUUGCCAGAAAAAGGCGCGCAGAGGAAGAAUCCGUGGAGGAAGCCAGAGUGCCGGAGCCAUGGGUGUCCUUGGGGCUCUCGCCUCCCACAGGGAUGGCGGAAGAGGCCGUGGCAGCGAAAGAAACGGGGCCGCUGUUGAGAGAAGAGACCCGGCCUUCCGUAGGCGUUCCUCUGCAGCCUUUGGAGAUUACUCCUCCGGGAGCAGGACCCAGGUUCCCGCCGACUCCCCCUUCUCCCGGGGUGAAGGCCAGGAGGGGGCACCCACUGAGCCCCGAGCUCCAGCUGCCCGAGUACGAGCCGUCUCCUCCCCGUCCCUCCAAGCGCCGAAGGCAGCUGCGUUUCAUGGACGUGGUGACUCAGAUUUCCAGGGAGGAUUUCCAGAAACAGAUCUCGGAUCCCCGCAUACAGUGCCAGCCCUUGGAGAAAGUCCUCUUGCCAGCCAAGAGAUUAAAGACGCCGGCGGAACUGUUGAGUAACCCAACUUAUGGAUGGAUGCACCCCACUCUCCGGGAAUUAUGGGGCCGUUGCGCCAAAGUCAAGCCAAUUAACUAUGCCAAAGAACGACUUGAAGAAGAGGAGGAACGGAGAGCUGAGAUUCCCAGCGAGCUCGAGGAGCUGAGGGCGGCUGAGGAACCGAGCGGGCCUCCGGUGGGCUCCUCAGAAAUAUCCCUCGAGACGACCGAGGAAGAAGCUCGCCCAGGUUUGAAGACACCUGAAGAGAGGGUUCUCCUCGAACCGGAAAGCGGGAUCUUGCCCGUGGUGCCCGAACUCCCCGAAAUCAGUUUCGAAUUGCCGCUGGAGAAGGAGGUGAUCACUUUGGGCUACGUCCGCAGGUUGGUGGCAGCCAAACUGGAAGAGGUGGAAGAGGUGGAUUUCGACCAGCUGGUGCCCCUCACGGCGUCCCGAGCCGUGGCCAGCCGGUUUUUCUACCUGUGCUUGGUUCUUGCCGCAGGUCAGAUCCUGAGCUUGGAACAAAAGGAGGCUUACGGACAGAUCAUCAUUAAGCCAGGAGCGUGUUUCCCCCACAGCUAAGCCGAUUCCGCUCCGCGAUUCUGACGUCCCUUCACCCGCACUCCGCUCCCGAAACAGCGGCCUCCUUGGUGAAGAUUCAGGCUUGGAGGGAAGACCCCAUUUGGUGGUUCAGGUGAAGUUUUCUGGAUUAAACCAAUGUUAUUAUUUCCAGGUCCUGGUUCAUUGCCUUUCCCUGCUUUUUAAAAAAAUAAAUAAAUAAACCUGUUGAAUUUUAAUCCGCAAGGGGAGAUGGAUCGUUUUUGACUUUCUAGGAUAGAUUUGUUGGGACAGAAAUGUCCAGUUCCAAGGGGGAAGAAAGAUAGUGGAAACACGGAGGCUGCUUGCAAAGAUGGUUUAAUGGUGGACAGGAUACGUGGUUUUUUGGGG
Molecule: messenger RNA, 2124 nt
Organism: Thamnophis elegans (Western terrestrial garter snake)
Lineage: Eukaryota; Metazoa; Chordata; Lepidosauria; Squamata; Natricidae
Gene: REC8
Product: REC8 meiotic recombination protein
Exons: 19
Coding region: 1-1758 (585 amino acids)
Biological process (GO): replication-born double-strand break repair via sister chromatid exchange; synaptonemal complex assembly; mitotic sister chromatid cohesion
Cellular component (GO): synaptonemal complex; cohesin complex
Molecular function (GO): protein binding; chromatin binding
Source: RefSeq, a predicted model, not a curated record